CUUUGUCGCGAGAUAUUAUAUCUAUAUAAUUAAAUUUUACAGUCGUUAACCCUUUGAAGUUUAUAAAGUUUCCAAUACAUUUGUUACUAAAUUCAUUUUUAUAUGGGUGUUGGUUCUCUUUAUUAUCGACGAAUUCUACAUAUUUUUUCGUUCUUUUUAUAUUUAUAAUUACAAAAUUUUAUAUCACUAUUGUCUUUCUGUGCCGCAUGUUCAUGAUUAACGACAAUAUGGUUUACCCCAUACCCUAUACUUCCCUAGUAUAAUACAAUAGAACUGUCAAAGAAAUGUAAUGUUGCAUGAUAUAAAAUUGCAAUUUAAACAUUUGUUAGAGCACCGAUCUCUUUUAAGAAAAUGAUUAUCACAAUGCCAUGGAGAAAUUUCCACUGAAGGGCACUUCAUCUUUAAAUUCUCCUGUCUCUCACAUAAAUGCAAGUUCUAUCACGACAUAUCGUUCGGUUGAUGCAAAGGUCAUAAACAAUAGUAAUAGUAACAUAGAUGAGGCACGGUUGCAAGGUGGAAGUUUAGGUCGUGAAACGAAUUUAAGCAGUGACGAAGACAUGUUGGAUGUUAAUCAUCACUCUGCAUCCCAUGAUUUAGAUAAUAAUGUUUUAUCAGAACAUUGUAUUCGUGUUGAUGAUGUAUCUUCACUUUCAGUUGAUUCCGAUGAUAUACCUGGGAUUGGACAAUAUGAGGACUUCCAUACUAUUGAUUGGCAAAGAGAUAUUGCGCGAGAUCGAAUGCGACAUCGAUAUAUUAUUAAAAAGAAACAUGAUUCUAUUUGGGGUUUAAUCAAAGGGGCUCAUGAUGCUUGGUCUGGAUGGCUCUGCGUUUUAUUUGUUGGUCUUUUUACGGGAGUUGCUGCUGGUGUGAUAGAUAUUGGAGCAUCUUGGAUGACAGAUCUUAAAUUUGGAAUAUGUCCGCAAGCUUUUUGGUUAAAUAAAGAACAGUGCUGUUGGAGUUACAACGAAACAACUUUUGAUGGUGGGAAUUGCUCUCAGUGGUGGACAUGGCCGGAAGUAUUCAACCAAUCAAAGGAUGGUGCAGGGCCGUACACAAUAUCAUAUAUGUUUUAUAUAGCAUGGGCUCUUUUAUUUGCAUCACUUUCUGCAUCUUUGGUACGAAUGUUUGCACCGUAUGCUUGUGGCUCUGGUAUACCUGAGAUUAAAACGAUAUUAAGCGGUUUUAUUAUUAGAGGAUACUUAGGAAAGUGGACAUUAAUUAUUAAAUCUGUUGGUUUAAUUCUUUCGGUAUCGGCGGGUUUAAGUUUGGGUAAAGAAGGUCCAAUGGUACACAUUGCUUGCUGUAUAGGCAACAUAUUUUCAUAUCUAUUCCCAAAAUAUGGAAGGAAUGAAGCAAAAAAGAGGGAAAUUUUAUCGGCCGCUGCUGCAGCUGGUGUAUCAGUUGCUUUUGGUGCACCAAUUGGAGGUGUCUUAUUUAGUUUGGAAGAGGUCAGUUAUUACUUCCCUUUGAAGACAUUAUGGAGAUCCUUCUUCUGUGCAUUAAUAGCAGCUUUUGUUUUACGUUCUAUAAAUCCAUUUGGAAAUGAACACUCAGUACUAUUUUAUGUAGAAUAUAAUAAACCUUGGAUAUUCUUUGAAUUAAUACCCUUUGUUAUGCUUGGUAUAAUGGGAGGUAUAAUUGGUACAUUGUUUAUUAAAGCAAAUCUUUUUUGGUGUCGAUAUCGUAAAACUUCUAAAUUAGGUCAGUAUCCAGUUACAGAAGUUUUGAUCGUAACAGUAGUAACAGCUGUAAUUGGAUAUCCAAAUCCAUACACAAGAAUUAAUACAAGUCAACUUAUUUAUUUACUCUUCAGUCAAUGUGGGGUUUCUAAUGCAGAUAUUUUAUGUGAUUAUAAUAGAAAUUUCACAGCUGUAAAGUCUGCGAUUGAAAUUGCAGCAGCUGGUCCUGGAGUGUACAAAGCCAUAUGGCUACUUGUACUUGCACUUAUUUUAAAAUUAAUUAUGACCAUAUUUACAUUUGGUAUGAAAGUACCCUGUGGUUUAUUUAUACCUUCCCUUUGUUUGGGUGCUAUCAUGGGUCGAAUAGUUGGAAUAGGAAUGGAACAACUUGCUUAUUAUUAUCCUCAUAUUUGGAUGUUUAGUGAGGAGUGUUCUACAGGAGUUGAUUGCAUAACACCUGGAUUAUACGCAAUGGUAGGAGCUGCUGCUGUACUUGGUGGUGUUACCAGAAUGACUGUUUCUUUGGUUGUUAUCAUGUUUGAAUUAACUGGUGGUGUUCGAUAUAUCGUUCCGUUAAUGGCAGCUGCUAUGGCUAGUAAAUGGGUAGGCGAUGCUCUUGGAAAACAAGGCAUUUAUGAUGCCCAUAUUGGUCUUAAUGGAUAUCCAUUUUUGGAUAGCAAAGACGAAUUUCAGCAUACAACAUUAGCUGCUGAUGUUAUGCAACCUAAACGUAAUGAAGCUCUGCAUGUUCUUACUCAGGAUUCGAUGACAGUUGAAGAUGUAGAAACUUUACUCAAAGAUACUGAACAUAAUGGUUUUCCAGUUAUAGUUUCUAAAGAAUCUCAAUAUUUAGUUGGUUUUGUUUUACGACGAGAUCUUAAUCUUGCUAUAGCUAAUGCCAAACGCAUGAUAGAAGAAAUUACUGGUCAAUCUCUAGUUAUCUUCUCUAAUGGAAAUAAUAUUCAAGCACAUUCACCGCCUCCAUUAAAACUGAAAAAGAUAUUAGAUAUGGCACCGAUUACUAUUACAGAUCAGACUCCAAUGGAAACUGUAGUUGAUAUGUUCAGAAAAUUAGGAUUACGCCAAACCCUUGUCACUCAUAAUGGACGAUUAUUAGGGGUAAUCACGAAAAAAGAUGUCUUGAGACAUGUAAAACAACUUGAUAAUGAAGAUCCUAACUCUGUUUUGUUUAAUUAAAUUAUGGUUAUUAAUUAUUGAUAAAGAGAAUGAAUAUAAAGCUUGACAUAUACUAAUUUCAAGUUUGAAAGAAAAACACAAUAGAUCAUAAUAAACUAGUAUUUGUGAACAUGAUUCAACACCACUUAAAAUGUUCACGAGUUCGCGCAUUCUUUAUGAUCUUGAAGAUCCUGUAUAUGCGAAUUACUCGAAUGUUUGAAAGUGAUAUAGAUAAAUUUUUAUUCAUUUUGUUGGAAAAGACUAUGAUUUAGUUUCAAAUAAUGAUAAAUGAGAUCAUGUUAAUCAUUGAAGGUUUAUGUGGCAUUAUAAGCAUCACAGUAUACAAUAUAAGUAAUUCGAUAUUAUCCUUUAUUCCAUUUGUUAUAGAUGUGAUUGAUUAAAAUGUUUGGAAAUGUAAUAAGAAAUGUUGAAAUAAUAGUUUAUUUCAUUUUUUUAUAAGCAACAAAUAUUUACAUCACUAAUCAAUGAUAUGAAUUUUAAAUAUAUGUAAAUAUUACAAAAAUUAUGUUAUAACUACAUAUAUAUUACAUUGUAGACAAUGUGAUAAAUAUAAUUUAAAUUACACAUAA
Molecule: messenger RNA, 3445 nt
Organism: Vespa crabro (European hornet)
Lineage: Eukaryota; Metazoa; Arthropoda; Insecta; Hymenoptera; Vespidae
Gene: ClC-c
Product: H(+)/Cl(-) exchange transporter 4
Exons: 11
Coding region: 369-2876 (835 amino acids)
Biological process (GO): chloride transport; transmembrane transport
Cellular component (GO): early endosome; membrane; Golgi apparatus
Molecular function (GO): voltage-gated chloride channel activity
Source: RefSeq, a predicted model, not a curated record